AUGAAGCUCUGUGUAUUCUGUGCUAUAUUCUUAAGUUUCCAAUUCCACGUAACUUUAGCAUAUAAUAAAUUUAGCCCUAAUUUUAAACCUGGUCGCAGUGUUAUUGUUCAUCUCUUCGAGUGGAAAUGGGUGGAUAUUGCGGAAGAAUGUGAAAGAUUCUUGGGACCAAAUGGAUUUGGCGGAGUUCAAGUGUCUUCUCCAGCUGAAAAUGCAAUUGUUACGGUUCUCGGAUUUAACCGUCCUUGGUGGGAACGGUAUCAUAUAAUAUCCUACAUUCUGGAAACGCGAUCGGGGAAUGAGGAACAGUUUGCUGAUAUGGUCCGUAGAUGCAACGCUGUUGGAGUUCGUAUCUAUCCCGAUGCCGUCUUCAAUCACAUGGGAUCUCUACCAAACAUGAUAGGAACGGGAGGAUCAACUGCAGAUGGACCUAGUAGGAGUUAUCCUGCUGUACCUUACGAUGCAACCAGCUUUCAUGAAUCAUGUCCAAUUGAUAACUACCAAGAUGCAGAAAAUGUACGUAAUUGUGAACUUUUUGGAGCUCCAGAUCUCAAUCAAGAAUUGGAUGAUGUUAGAGAGAAAAUUGUGGCUUACCUGGACCAUUUGAUAACUCUUGGAGUUGCUGGAUUUCGUGUUGAUUCAGCCAAACACAUUUGGCCAUCAGAUUUAGAGGUCAUCUACGGUCGUGUGAGGAAUUUGAAUACAGAUCAUGAUUUUCCGGAAAACUCCCGACCCUUCUUCUAUCACGAAGUUAUCGAUGCUGGUGGAGAAGCUAUCUCUAAAUACGAGUAUAUUCACCUAAGUGCCAUUACCGACUUUUUAUUGUCAUAUUCAAUCGGUUUCACAUUCCGUGGUAACAAUUUGUUGGAUACAUUGCAGAACUGGGGACAACCAUGGGGCUUCUUACCAUCAUAUAGCGCUAUUGCCUUUGUCGAAAAUCACGACAAUGAACGCGGUGUUUUCGGUGAUCAGUACCUUACAUACAAGGACGGCAAACCAUAUAGGAUGGCAGUUGCCUUCAACCUAGCCCAUCCCCAUGGUAUAACACGGAUUAUGUCCUCCUUUGACUUCCCAAACGACAACAUUGAUCAAAGUCCGCCUAUGGAUGAGAAUCAAAACAUCAUCUCACCUAGCAUCAACCCUGAUGGAAGUUGCGGAAACGGAUGGGUAUGUCAGCAUCGUUGGCGUCAGAUCUACAACAUGGUUAAGUUCAGGAAUGUUGCAAUGAAGGCUAAACUCACAAACUGGUGGUCCAAUCGAAGCGAUCAGAUCGCUUUUGCAAGAAACGGAUGUUGUUUUAUUGCAUUCAACAAUGAGGGUAGGGAUAUGAUGGAAACCCUUCAAACUUCCCUUCCUCCUGGAACCUAUUGCGAUGUCAUUACUGGUAACGCAGUAGAUGGCGCCUGCACAGGAAAAACCAUAACAGUUCAGGAAGAUGGAACUGCUGUAAUUGGAAUCGGAGCCAAUGAGGAAGAUGGUGUCUUGGCAAUUCAUGUGAAGGAAAUGCUGUAGACAAUUGAUAAAUUAUUAAAACAAAAUAAACUAAUUUAUACAUUGAAAACUUUAUUCUUCCUACGAACUG
Phlebotomus papatasi is the source of this 1579-nucleotide messenger RNA. Its product is annotated as alpha-amylase-like. The transcript has 3 exons. Bases 1 to 1509 code for a protein of 502 amino acids. Lineage: Eukaryota; Metazoa; Arthropoda; Insecta; Diptera; Psychodidae. Gene Ontology annotation, biological process: carbohydrate metabolic process. The record is from RefSeq and is a predicted model, not a curated record. Gene Ontology annotation, molecular function: alpha-amylase activity; cation binding.